Messenger RNA from Durusdinium trenchii, 2736 nucleotides. The record is from the annotation of a GenBank genome assembly. Lineage: Eukaryota; Dinophyceae; Suessiales; Symbiodiniaceae.
AUGCCUCUGCCAAAGGGGGAGGCCAUGGGUGGUUUGGACGAGGCCGUGCAGCAAUUGGUGGAAGUGCAAAAGCAACAGACGCUUGGAGCUUUAGGAUCCAAGGUCUUUAGCCUGGGCCCAACUGCCUCCAGGCACCGUGAAUGGCAAAGCACUGUGGAAGAACUACUUCAGCGUGUGAAUCACAGCGUGGACCAGGCGGAGCGCAGCCGUGAUCACUUCGCAGGAGAAGGACAAGGAGUUGAACAAGAAUUCUCUCGCGAGAUCGAGGGAAAUAACUUGAAGAUGCUGAACGAGGAGGAGAAGAAUUUGCAGAGAAGGCCAUCAAUCUUCAACGAAAGGACUUCAGCCACCUUCAACAUCAAGCCCCUGAAGAAGUUGGUCUCGGAAGCCUUAAAGGAGGCGAGCCGCAGUCGUGCCAGCGGUCGUCCGUUGCGAGGACUGCGGAAGGUUGCUGAGCACAUUGUGGCUGCCCAUUGGUUUGAGUAUGUCACUGGUCUCAUCAUCUUUGCCAACCUAAUCACCGUGGGGAUUGAGCUGGAGAUGACUUUGACCGUGCCGGAGUUCCAGAAAGCAGUUUGGCCACAAGUCGCAGAGCGCAUCUUUCUCUUCAUCUACUUUGUUGAGCUGGUUCUGAGAAGUUUUGCUGGUGGCAUGCAGAACUUGAAGGAUCUGUGGUUUUGGAUGGACCUGUUCUUGGUGGCCCUGGGCAUUUGGGCCUUGGUGCUCCUCCCGAUCGCCGGAGGCACUGACCUUGGCUUCGAACGGCUCUUGGUCUUUCGCGGCCUGCGACUUCUGCGCUUGGUCAGGGCUUUGAGGAUGGUGAACCACUUCAAGAUUAUGUGGCGUCUCGUCUACGGGCUUCUGACCUGUGGCCAAACCAUUUUGUCCACCAUGGCACUGAUCAUCAUCUCGCUCUUUGUUUUUGCCUGUGUGGCUGUGGAAUUGAUCAGCAAGGACACGGAGCUUUCGAAGGCGAAUGAAGAGGUCGCUGAAAUCGUGGAAGUCAACUUUGGUAGUCUAGGAAAAACCAUUAUGACACUCUUUCAGUUUGUGACGCUGGACUCGAUCUCCGCGAUCUACUUCCCGCUGAUUACGGCCAAGCCCUUUCUGGUGCUCGUGUUCUUACCCAUCUUGGUGGUGGUCUCCAUUGGCCUUAUGAAUCUGGUGACUGCAGCCUUAGUGGAGAAUGCAAUGGCGAAUGCGACAGCGCAGGCAGAGGAGGAGAGGAACAGCUUGAAGAAGCAGCUGCAGAUUGCCUUGCCCUCCCUGAUUGAUCUCUUUCACGAACUGGAUGAAGAUGGGAGCGGGAUGCUGACCGAAGAGGAGCUCUCCAAGGUCUCCGCCGACAUCCUGCCACCAAGGAUCUUGGAAUCGUCCUUUGCCGAGGACGCGCUUGACGCGGUUGACGCGGUUGACGCGGAACGGCAUCUUCUCAGCGCGGGCCAAGGGAGGGGGGGCCGAGCCGUUGAGUCAGACAACUGGCCUGGCCACGCCUGGCGUAUUCGUCAGCUUGAACUCAGCCGGCUGAUGGCAGAAUCCGAUGAAGCGAAAGGUGGGGGGGACCCAACUUCAGUGAUUUUGGAACGCCACUGGUUGAUGGUGAUGGCUUGGGUGAUGACUUGAACGUUGGACCAGUGGAGGCUUUGAACUGACCGCAUGUGCGACUGAGGCUUGACAUGUUAUAAUACCCCAGGAACCGGUUUUUCACUGAGGCUUGGCGUGUUUCAUGAGGCUGUUAGUUCAUACGUUCCAUUUCCCGAGUGUAUGCCUGGAGCUUGUCACUUCUAGCUGGAGACAGAGCAGUCCAUCGCGGAGGGAGUGGGCUUGUGCCAAAGGAGAAUACAGUAUUAAGAUUUGACGACAUGGACGGAGCUUCAGUAGCCUUAGCAGCCUGCAGUGGGCGUAGUAGCCAGUCAGAAAUGGCAAGAGUAGGCCGCAGUGGCCGUAGUCAAUUGAAGGUCGGGACUGACCUGGCCUUAAAUGCGCUGUAACAGCACUGUGCUUAAACCAAGCAGGUCUUCCCCAGGUUGUUCGGAUAUAGGUGGCCCUUAGCUUGCGUGUGCGCCCCGUACGAUAUAACUACAGGUGGCCCAGGUUUUGGCAGGUUUGGCUCAUCGGUUGUCUCUGUGCACUUGUUUUUUUUCCAUCCAACGCAACCACAUGACAUGUUGUCUUGUCUCCUUUUUGGUCUCUUUUGUCCCUCAGUCGGAGCAUCAGUCGGAGCCAGUCGGGGCUCUCGACCAUCUUUCGCCUCCCUUCGGGUUAAAACGACCCGGACGGCAGUGAAGAUGGAUUUGAGAGACCGACCUUCCCCAUAACUCUGCGUCGUUGUGGUCGCAUUCUUUUCUUAUUUUUUUCACGAUCGAUGUCUGCUGUAGAAUGCUGUGCAGGAGACACCUGCGACUGAAUGAAUGGUGCUGAAAUGUCUUUCUUCUUUUUCUGCUUGAGGCGCAGCACGAGUUCUUCUUUUUGACCUCCCGGUUCAAGUAAAUAGUUUGCCUCGCGACUGAAGGGCAGAAAUUGCUCGAAGCAAAUACCUCCGCCUGAAUAGAACAUCCUGCUCGCUCUGAAUUGUCCUUCUGUAUUUCUCGGCGCAGUCAGGGAAUGGUUUCCUUGAGUGCAAAUACUUCGGCGGGAUAUUUUCAUUUGACUCUUUCUUUCCCUGAGCUCCUCAAGGAUGUCAGAGUCCAGGCCUAACUGCACCGUACUGACUGAGAGGGCCGUGCAGCAGGGAUA